AGGACAAGGCAAGAUGGCGGGAGCCGCGUCAAUGGUUUGCCUAGUGCUGCGGGCGCUGGACGUCGCAGCAUGGCUGAUGAGCAUGGGUCCUCUUUUUAUGAUCCUCAGAAUGAUGAAGUCCAGGCCCAAGGUCCGAGCCAUCUCCAACGAAUCAGACACGCCAAGAACACGGGCAGGAUACUCUGACCUGACCUGCUCUCCGUUCCCGGAGGACAACGUCUUCACCUUGUUCGACCUGCACCAGUAUGUUGUCAAGAGAUACGCCGAUCGACCCUGCCUUGGCACCCGCGCGUUCCUGGGCAAGGCCGACAAGGGAGAUCCCGCUAAGGGGCAGCGUUUUCCUCCGGAGAUCUUCGGCGAGACCUCGUGGAUAACGUAUUCUGAAUUCGCCGACAAAGUGAAAGCUUUCGGAAGCGCUCUCCGCGACUUGGGCAUGGUCUCACACCCGGACGUUGACGACUUCGAGAAGGUUCAUGCUCCAUGCACCUUCACCAUCUACGAGAACACCUGCGCUGAUUGGAUGAUCGCUUCCCACGGCUGCUUCUCUCAGUCCUUGGUCUGCACCACAGUCUACGCGACUCUCGGGAUUGAUGCAGUGAUCGCUGCGGUGAACGAGUGUGGGUCGACAACUCUCCUUUGCAACCGCAUGAACGUGAAGGCGCUGGCGGACAAGGCAGGGGAGAUGCCAACCCUGAAGAAUAUCAUCUACACUGAGGACAAGGUCGCGCCCAAGGAUCGUCUCAACAAGCUGAAGCACGACAGGGUCAAAGUCUUCUCCAUGGACGAGAUUAUUGAGAUGGGCAAGAACCAGCCCCGCGAGUCGGUCGCUCCCACCCCCAACAGCAUGGCCGUCAUCAUGUACACCUCUGGCUCCACGGGCAAGCCCAAGGGAGUGUUGAUCACCCACAAGGCUCUUCUCGCCAUGGUGGCUGGACUCGUUCACCACUUCCUCCCCCACAUCAAGCCCGGGCGCGAGGUCUAUGCCGCUUUCCUUCCUCUUGCUCACAUCCUCGAGCUCGCCGCCGAGAACUCUCAGCUGGCCAUCGGCGCUGCCCUCGGCUACUGCGACCCGCGUACGCUCACCAACAGCGGCAGCGAACCGCUGGGAGCGCUGGAGGAGUUCAAGCCGACGCUGAUGGCUGCGGUGCCCAAGAUCUGGGACAUCAUCAAGAAGGGAGCAGAGGCGAAGGCGAAGGCAGCGGGAGGGCUCAAGGCUGCCCUGUUCUCUUAUGCCGUCAAGACUAAGGUAGCAGCGAUGAAGUGGGGCAUCAGCACGCCGCUCUUCGACCUGCUCGUCUUCUCCAAGAUUAAGAAGAUCACCGGAGGCAGGCUCAAGAUCGCCAUCAGUGGAGGAGGACCCAUCGACGAGGAGGUGCAGUCCUUCUGCUCUGCCGCCAUCUGCCCCAUCAUCCAAGGGUACGGCCUCACGGAGACCUGCGGAGGAGGAACUGUCCAGUUCAUCGGCGACACGCGCGUGGGGGUUGUGGGCAUGCCGCUCUCCUCACUGCAAGUGAAGCUCAUUGACGCCAGGACGGAGGACAACACCGAGUACAUCAUGGACAGCAACGGAGUCCCCUACAGGACGACCGACGUCCUCAACGCCAACGGAGAGCCUUGCCUUGGACGCGGAGAGGUCCUCAUCGGCGGCAACGUGGUGACCUCGGGCUACUACAAGAUGCCCAAGGAGACGAAGGAGGCGUAUCUUCCUGGUGGAUACUUCGCUACCGGAGACAUCGGAGAGUGGACCCCCGACGGUUCGCUCAAGAUCGUUGACAGGAAGAAGAACCUGGUGAAGCUCAAGGGAGGAGAGUAUGUUGCCAUCGAGCACAUGGAGAUGAAGUUCAACAACUCCGUCUUCGUGGACGCGCUGGCUGGAGGAAUCCUCGUGUAUGCCGGUGGAGACGUCGACCGUUCGGUCGCCUACGUACAGGUCAACAAGGGCGAGCUGGAGAAAUGGGCCAGGAGCGAGGGGAUCGACCUGCCAUACCAGCAGCUGAUCAACGAUGCUCGGGCGAGGAAGGUCGUGUUCGACUCGCUGGCAGCAGAAGGGAAGAAAGGAGGACUCGGCGACCUUGAGAAGUUGUUCAACGUCACUCUCCUCGACGGGCAGAUGGGUCAGGGACCGGACGCCUGGACCCCGCAGAAUGGCGGGCUGACGGCCACCAACAAGCUGCAGAGGAGGACGGCCAUUAAGUUGAUCGGCCAAGAAAGGUUCGAGAAAGGAAAAGUUGACGCAAGACAGGACUGGAUGAGAAAUUUGAAGUGAAGAGCCCAGGCAUCAAGUGUGUUAGAUUCAUUUGACAGUGUUCUGGUUAAAGAUACCAAAAUCCUUCAUUCACGAUACAAAA
This is a messenger RNA of Guillardia theta CCMP2712, 2348 nucleotides long. RefSeq lists its product as hypothetical. Lineage: Eukaryota; Cryptophyceae; Pyrenomonadales; Geminigeraceae. Gene Ontology annotation, molecular function: long-chain fatty acid-CoA ligase activity. The record is from RefSeq and is a predicted model, not a curated record. Gene Ontology annotation, cellular component: endoplasmic reticulum; membrane. The transcript is spliced from 8 exons. The coding region runs from base 14 to 2266 and encodes 750 amino acids.